CUGUCACUGGUGGUACCAGUUGUCAAGACUUCUGCUUGUGUGGUACCGGCCACUUGGGCAGCGCAAGGCCAAAAGUGUGAGAAGAAGCUCGCGAAGCUGGCCAAUCCGGAUGUGUGGCGCGAAGGGGGCCGAAACAACACCAUGCGAGACAAGGACAAGGGUGGUCGAACCAUCAACGAGAACAUGCUCUUGAAGCACAAGGCGGUGAACAAGAACAACCCGUACGCCUCCAAGUGCAAGAAGUGCAAGUGCGCGCUUCACCAGCAAGGGGUGUAUUGCGCGCAGUGCGCUUACGCGAACGGCUUUUGCUCCAUCUGCGGCAAGAAGAUGGUGGAUGUGUCCAACCACCUGAUGUCCACCACCUGAGCGAUUCGAUGCGGAUUGAGAAAGGCCGUGAGUCCAAGGCCUCAAAGAGCUCUCAAGACGUUUCACGCCGGACAGCUGGGCUUAGAGCCCAGACAUGCAAAUGCAGUGGGAAAAUGAUAAGGAAGAAGUGGGUUGUCUAAAGCAGGCGCUUUCCAGAUGGUUGGUGCUUGAAAUCCAGUGAAAC
This is a messenger RNA of Effrenium voratum, 550 nucleotides long. NCBI's taxonomy places the organism in Eukaryota, Dinophyceae, Suessiales, Symbiodiniaceae. The record is from the annotation of a GenBank genome assembly.